This is a messenger RNA of Elaeis guineensis (African oil palm), 1209 nucleotides long. RefSeq lists its product as uncharacterized. The record is from RefSeq and is a predicted model, not a curated record. Lineage: Eukaryota; Viridiplantae; Streptophyta; Magnoliopsida; Arecales; Arecaceae. Gene Ontology annotation, cellular component: membrane.
AGGUUCUGUUUCUAGGUCCGUGUACUUCCGCUCCUCCGAAAUCAACGACCCCUUUCUCCCUCUGUACAUCGGGGACUUUCUAUAGGGGUUUCUUCGUCGUUCUCGCCGUCCGUGGCGACAUAGGGUUUCCGGCAGCCGGCGAUCAUGGAGCAUGGCGAGGAGGAGGGUCUGGGCUACUGGAUUCGAUGGCAAGUGCCUGUCUGCUUUCUGGUCAUCGCCUCCCCCGCCGUCGGGGCGACGGCCGUGAUCUUGAGAGCCAGGGCGGAUCCUCUGAGAGCCGUUGAUCUAUGGAUCCCGUGCUGGACGAGGGCAAACCCCCUCUGGCUCUUAGCUUUUCGAGGCCUCGCUCUCGUUGUCUUGUCCUGCUUGCUGUACCAGAUGGUUCUCCUCGACGGCGCCUUCGCCUUCUACUUCUACACUCAGUGGACCUUUACGUUAGUCAUCAUCUAUUUUCUGAUUGCCACCUCGAUAUCUGCUCAUGGCUGCUGGAUUUAUUCAAAACAUGUUACUGAAAUAGAGGAGGCUGAUGGAUUUAUCAAAAGGGAUUGUGAAGAGAAUAUGCCUGCUAUGAAUUUUGGGCCAAAAAGAAACAGGAAAGCAAUCAAAUUGCAAAGAUACUAUGAGCAAGGAGAGAAUGAGCAAAAAGCUGGAUUUUGGGGAUACAUUAUGCAAGUCACUUAUCAGACUAGUGCAGGUGCCGUUGUGUUGACCGAUGUUGUCUUUUGGGUUCUUCUGGUACCAUUCUUGUCAGCAGAGAAUUUCAGUCUCGACCUGGUCAUGGGUUGCAUGCAUUCCUUGAAUCUUGUUUUUCUUGUACUUGACACUGCCCUCAAUAGCCUGCCUUUUCCCUGGUUCCGUAUGGCGUAUUUCGUUCUUUGGAGCUGUAUAUAUGUGAUUUUCCAGUGGGUUUUGCACGCUUGUGGAUUUUCAUGGUGGCCAUACCCUUUUCUUGAGCUCUCAACUCCUUGGGCACCACUGUGGUACUUAAGCUUGGCAUUGGUUCACUUUCCUUGUUACGGGCUAUAUAGUCUAAUUGCAAAAGUGAAGAUAACAUUUUUCACUAAAUUUUUCUCCCAUGUAUGCACGAGGUUGUGUUAGUAUAGAAGAUCAUACAUUUCCAUGCAAAAUUAUAUUCACAGGAGGGCAAUAAACAAUAUUCUUUUUCAUAGACAUGAUGAGAAGAAUUUUAAGUGCAGCUUCCUUCCACCA